Bactrocera latifrons is the source of this 2760-nucleotide messenger RNA. RefSeq lists its product as uncharacterized. Bases 738 to 1796 code for a protein of 352 amino acids. The record is from RefSeq and is a predicted model, not a curated record. The transcript has a single exon. NCBI's taxonomy places the organism in Eukaryota, Metazoa, Arthropoda, Insecta, Diptera, Tephritidae.
GCGUUCAAGCUACGGUGGCGACGCGUGAACUACACACAUACAUACAUAAAAAUAAUUAAUUCGGCUGCGAAAGCAAUAAUAGAAUAUAAUUUAGCAACGAAUUUUGUCUACUCGGAAGUAAUCGGUUGAACAAAGUCUGAUAAAAAUACGCUACGUUUUUGUUGGUGCAGAGGUGAUUCCCCAAAUGACGACAAAAGCAUAAAGUAUUUGCUAAAUUUAUGCACAUAAAUGAGUACAUAUCAACAAAAGCUAUGAGAUAAUAAURAAACAUUAAAAGARGAGACAAAUUUGUAGUUUUGUGAGACGUAGAAACAAACAUACAUAUAAAUAUUUGCAGCGUGUUACUUAUACGCCAUUUACUAGUGUGCGAAAAGUAAAUGAAAUAAAAAAAUCACCUGUUAAUAAGCAUUAAAACAUAUUAUUCGAAGCAUUUUGUGCUGAAUAAGUGCAAGUGACAUUAGCAAAGUGUUGAUUGAUCGUCAAUACAGCAAAAAGAGACAAGAGGCAAUAGACAACAACAAAGUUCACUAGUGAAAUUGAUUGCACACUAAGAGUUAAUAAGUGCGAGCGGUGAUUUUUCGGCAUGCAAUGACAGUUACAGAUUUAAAAUAUAAAGUCAACAUAUUAGAAAGUUAAAGCGUGAACUGAAAACACAUGUGGACUGAACUGUGAAGUGCGAGAAAUAAAUUCCUUAACAAAUAAUAUAAAACAUUGUUUAAAAUAAAAACUAAAACAAAAUGGGUAUACCGGUAAACAAUCCAGAGGAUCCCGCAGGAUAUGAUUCCAACUACGCAAACAGCAAAACUUUCAGUGCAUGCAAAUGCAGCUGCAGUUGUAGUAACAGCAACUGUAACAGUAGCAGUAACGAUAACAGUAGCGAUAGUGGUAAUUGCAAUAGCAGCAAAUCCAGCAGUUGCAAACAUACUGGCUGCACAAAUAAGGCAGGCGCCACUACACUCACACUCACAUUUGCCAAUAACAGCAGUUACGGUGCAGCGAACAAUUAUCAGUGCAGCAAGACGGAAACAUUGGAUGCACCCCUAAUAGCGACGUCGAUUACACGUCAUACCAGAGACUUGGUUGGCAACUCAAAGGAAUAUCGUAUAGAGAGUAAUAAAAGCGAUUUGCGCAUCAUUGGAAAUGGCAAUCGGAUACGUAUCGGUUGCAAUCAGGGUAAUUUACAAAUUAUUGGCAAUAAUACAAGACUGAAAAUCACAAAUAACACCGGUUGCAUACGUUAUACGGGGAAUGAGGGACGCAUUUGCUUGGGCAGUGAUUCGACACAACAAAUAGUCGAUUACAUAGGCAACAAUGGCAAAUUGAAGGUGGUCAAAGCAGCGGAAUUAUUAAGUGAGAAAAUCAAAAGUCACAAACAAAAAAGCCAAAAAAAUGUAGAAACAUCGGCAACUACGAAUACUACGUCGAGUGUGGUGAAGUGUGCGACGUCAGCAAAGGUCAAGGUUGACGAGGCAACUGGAACGAUAUCGGCUGCUUCUCCGUCACACUCAACACCCAAGAAGGUGAAGGUGAAAUCCGCCUCAUUUGGCGGCGAUUAUAGUGCGCAAUGGCGGCAGUUCAAUGAGUUGUUCGAGCAGCAUGAUUGGCGUAAUUUCGAUUUUGCAUCAAUGCCGAAUUUGAAGUGCGAACACCCUGUUGGUAAAGAGGCUGAACAAAGUAAUAAUAAUAGUAGGAGUAGUAAAGCUAAUACUAAAAGCUGUAAAAUUGAUAAUAAUAUUAAUAUAGUGAGUACUUAUGGUAAUAUCUGCAUAAAGAAUGCGGUCAAUGUUAGUAUGUGAGUGUUGGAGGAAAGCUUAAUAGCAGAGUAGCCAAUUCAUAAAUUGCUAAAUUUGCUAAAAACCAAAUAUGACAGUAUGAAAAACUACAUAUAACAAGUAAGGCAGUAAUAUUUCUAAAUAAUUAUUGACUUCAUAUCUUAAAUAAAAAAUAUUAAUUGUUUAAAAAUAGACUCAUUUAUYAAAAUGUAUGUAUGUAUAUUUAAGUAGUAACAAAGCUCUCUACGAUAAAUAUGAUCUAUGGCAAACAUAAAUUUAAGUUAAAAUAGUGAAUUGAGUCAUAAAUGACAGUAUGUAGUUUAAAAAACGUUUGACUGUAUUUAUGCCAGCAAUACCUCUUGCCUUGUAUUUGUAACUUUAGUGCAGAAAUAACUUUUUGUUGGAAAAGAAAAAAAAAAACUAAGAAAGCAAUGGAUAUUUUGGUUAUUUAUUCAGUUAAUUUUUUAAUUAAUAACGGAAAUCUUUAAUUAAUUUUGAAACCAUCCUGACAAGUUAAGUUAAAGUCUAACUGUGAAUUCUUUUUAACUGUCUUUUAUGUUGUAGGCUUUGUAGCACUUGAAAAAACUAAAAAAAUAUCCAUGACAAAUAUUGUAUUUAUUUAUAAAAAAAAUAUCCAUCACAAAUAUUGUAUUUAUUUAUAUUUUAUAUAUUUAGUAAAGAUUUGAAUAUAUUUUAACAAGUGCACUGAAGAGCUAUAAACUUUAAGUCAGUGAAUUGUUCCUAAAAAUCAUAGUCAACAUACAGAAAGAACAACAACAAACUACACACAAUUAAUUUUACCAAAAUACGCUUAAACGUAAAGUAUUAUGACAAUAAGAAUAUUCGUAGUAUUUACACUUGAAAUGCAUCAGACUAAAAAUCUAGCGCAAGUAUUUAUAAUCUAGUGAAAAUGCUGUAAGCUACAAGUAAACAAAAAUAUUAUGUCAUUCCAUGAAUGAUAUGUAAUAAAAUUACAUUUCAAUUAAAA